AUGGCCAGACGCAGCAGCCUGGAAUCGCUAGAGGAGCAACUACGCUGCCCUGUGUGUCUGGAGGUCUUCUCUGAGCCACUCAUGCUGCAGUGUGGCCACUCGUACUGCCGUGGCUGUGUGCGUUCUUUGGACAUGGAUCCUCUGGGGCAGCUCCAGUGUCCUGUGUGUCGCUGUCCCGUAGAUGGGGACAGCCCUCCGCCGAAUGUGGCACUGGCACACAUUGUGGCCGCCCUACGAGAGAUCACUGAACCAGGUCAAGGCCCUCCAGAAGCAUGUAACCAACACCAUAACCCCCUGAGUCUGUACUGUGAGGAAGAUCGGACGCUGAUCUGUGGACUGUGUGGCAGCAUUGGAAGUCACAGAGCACACAAGGUCACUCCGAUCAGCAGCGUCUACAGCCGGAUGAAGGAGGACAUUUCCUGUCUGAUGACUGACUUUCAGACACAGAAGAGGAAGCUGGAAGAGCAGAUAUGUAAAAUGGCCUACAACAAGUCUCGCAUUACAAAUGAGUCAGAUGUGCUGAAGUGGGUGGUACGGAAGGAGUUUGGGGAGUUGCGACACUGUGUGGAGCUCGAGGAGGCCAGCUUCAUGCAGAAGGUGGAGAACACCGCCUCGACUCUCAUCUCCUCCAUCCAGACCCAGGCUGACGAUAUGAGCCAACUGCUGGCCAGGUUCCAGGAGGCUGAAGGCACACUGGAAGCCCUGAGCAAUGAGAGCCAUCUGGACUUUAUCACUAAAUAUGGCUCUAUUGCCCCAAGGUUUCGAGAGAGCCAGCAGAGAGAGCAGAGGAAGGAGAGGACCUACAGCUCCAUCAGCUUUAACCCAGGCUUUAAUCACAGUGACAUCAAAAUGACUGUAUGGAAGCGAUUACACAGGAGAGUUUUACCAGCUCCUGAAUGCCUGAAGUUCGACCCUCUCACAGCUCACCCCAUGCUACAGCUCAGUGAAGACCACAGCAGUGUGGAGUGCGGAGUCUUCGUCAACCGCUUACCCAACAAUCCUGAGCGUUUCAGCUACAGCUACUGUGUGCUGGCCAACCGUGGCUUUUCCUCAGGAAAGCACUACUGGGAGAUCCAGGUGGGAGAGAAACCAAAAUGGAGGCUGGGGAUAAUAAAAGGGACUGCUUGCCGUAAGAGUAAGCUUCCCAAGAGCCCUGAGGGUGGAGUGUGGCUGAUUGGGCUGAAGGAGGGCCGGCUGUAUGAGGCUUUCAGCACUCCUCGGGUCAUUCUGCCCCUCGUCAGUCAGCCACAGCGCUUGGGGCUUUUCCUGAACUAUGACAGAGGAGAGCUGACGUUUUAUAAUGCGGACAGUCCUCAUGAGCUCGGAUUCAUUUAUUCCUAUCAGGCUGAGCUGCAGGGGAAGGUCUACCCACUGUUUGACGUGUGCUGGCAUGAGCGUGGUGCCAACAAGCUGCCAAUCUCCUUGCCAGGGCCACUCAGUGAAGCCUAUGGAGAUUAGCCUAGAAGCAAUUAUGGCUGUGGCUCAUGUUGUAGUCAAGACUACCUAAAUCGAGACCAAAUCAUGACCAAGACCAAACUGUAUCAAGACCCAGGACCAGAUCAGUGUGUGUGAAGGGGGGCAGGGAGGGGUGAUGGCCGUUAACAGUAACAAGAAUUGAAAAUUAGCAAUGAAUCAUGUUAUUGGUCACAUUUGAAGCAGGAAGUUUUGCAUCCAAUUACAGUAAUGAUGUGAACAAAUAAAUCCGGUAUGAAAUCCCCACAGUUGUGGUCUUGACCGGUCUUGUAAUAAAAUGCCAGGUCUCAAUGUCUGAGACCGAGACAAAACACAGUUAAAAUGUGGUCAGCUCUGAGACGAGACCGAGACCUUCAAAAAGUGGUCUUGAGACCAAGAGCAGUCUCGAGUACUACAACACUAGCUAUGGCAAUGAACGUGUAUGAUAGUUUACUGAUAGUAUACUGGUAUCUGAAAUUCUAUGGGGGGAAAAAACCUUACAAUUAUCCAGAGAGAAAACUGUAUUUCUCCACUGAUUUGAUAAGCUCCUGAAAAUUUAAAUUAAUUUUAAUUAUUGUUAGAUUUCUGCAUUUUGUCUGCUUUGUUUGUGGCAGGGAGGCCUGAAGAAGAUACCACUUGACCUUCAGCCUUGAAUCCCAAUAUUAAGCAUAAGCAAAUCUACAAAAUAGUGCUGGGAUAUAAA
This is a messenger RNA of Neoarius graeffei (lesser salmon catfish), 2155 nucleotides long. Its product is annotated as E3 ubiquitin-protein ligase TRIM50-like. The record is from RefSeq and is a predicted model, not a curated record. The coding region runs from base 1 to 1458 and encodes 485 amino acids. Gene Ontology annotation, molecular function: protein binding; zinc ion binding. The transcript has 6 exons. NCBI's taxonomy places the organism in Eukaryota, Metazoa, Chordata, Actinopteri, Siluriformes, Ariidae.